AUGAGGAAAGAGGGCAAGACUAACCUCCUAUAUGGGGAAGCAUCUCUACGGUCCUCAGAGCCACCCUUCACAAGAGAAGUGAUGGAGGUCCCACUGCCCAGUAGAUUCAAGAUACCCACCUUUGAGAGGUAUGAGGGCCUCUCUGACCCAAUCAACCACUUGGAUACCUUCAGGGUGUUGAUGCAGCUGCAAGGCGCUCCUGAUGCCAUUAUGUGCCGAGCCUUUGCAGCAACCCUCAAGGGUAGCGCAAGAGAUUGGUACCAGACCUUGUGGCCCGGAUCAAUCGACUCCUUCUCGGAGAUGGAACAACUAUUCACCGGCUACUUCCUCAGCAGUCGGAGGAUUGUCAAAACAAUAGCUCACCUAAUGAGCAUGGUCCAGGGAGAGAGGGAGACACUAAAGAAAUUCAUGCAUUGCUUCAACGCAGCAACCCUGGAGGUCCGUAAUCUAGACAUAGGAGUAGCAUUAGCAGCCUUGACCACAACUUUCCAACCUGGAAGCUCCCUGUACUCGCUAGGAAAAAACCCACCGGUUGAUAUGGGGGAGUUGAUGGCCCGAGUGCAAAAGUACAGCAACUUGGAAGAGAUGAUGGACACUAGGGGAAGUCGUAUUGAGUUGAAGAGGAAAGGGAAUAUCUGGGAGAUGGACGAAUCCUCUAGGUCUGCGAAAAGGCACAAGACCACUACGCUACUCACUAGCCCUAACAUGAGACGACAAUCCAGUAAGUUGUCCACCUAUAUACCCCUGAAUAUACCGCGUUUUGAAGUACUGAUGCAGAUAAGAAAGAAAUAUUAUGUCUCAUGGCCCGAAUCCAUGCGAACUCCGGUGUAUAAACGAAACAUGUCUAAGUUUUGCCAAUUCCACAAGGAUCACGGGCAUGACACAGAGGAGUACAUUCAGCUAAGAAACGAACUUGAAGCCCUAAUAAAAAGGGGAUACCUAUCAAGGUUUAUCAAAAAAGAAGAUCCGCCGAGGGAACCUCGUGAGCAAAAGAGACCCAACGCAAAUGACAAGGAAGAACAAGUCAUAGGGGAGAUUGCAGUGAUCUUCAGAGGAUCUACUAGUGGAGGAUACAGCGGAGGCGCUCGCAAAAGGUACGCUAAAUAG
Malania oleifera is the source of this 1107-nucleotide messenger RNA. RefSeq lists its product as uncharacterized. The record is from RefSeq and is a predicted model, not a curated record. The transcript has a single exon. Lineage: Eukaryota; Viridiplantae; Streptophyta; Magnoliopsida; Santalales; Ximeniaceae. The coding region runs from base 1 to 1107 and encodes 368 amino acids.